UUCCGACGCAAGGCGCAGUUCAGGUUCCGGUGCGCCGCCGAGCUCGGCGGAAGGCCGAGCCGGGCGGCCGGGAUGGAGGAGGCUGGGGCGGCUGUGGCCGUGGCCGGAGAGGCCGAGCUUAACUGGUCCCGCCUCAGUGUCUCCAGUGAAACGUUGGAGUCCGAGCUGGAGGCGCGCAGCGAAGAGCGGCGCGGCUCGCGGGAGGCGCUGCUGCGGCUCCUGCUGCCCCAUAACCGUCUGAUGUCUCUGCCACGGGCGCUGCGCAGUGGCUUUCCUCACCUACAGCUGCUGGACGUGAGCGGCAACUCGUUGACCGCACUGGGACCGGAACUGCUGGCGCUGAGCGGCCUGCGCACGUUGUUGGCCAGGAACAACCGGCUCGGCGGGCCGGGCGCGCUGCCCAAAGGUUUGGCCCAGUCGCCGCUCAGCCGCAGUCUCCAGGUGCUCAACCUCAGCGGCAACUGCUUCCAGGAGUUGCCCGCCUCGUUGCUGGGGCUGCGAGCGCUGCAGACCCUCAGCCUGGGCGGCAACCAACUACAGAACAUCCCGGCCGAGAUCGAGAACUUGCAGAGUUUAGAGUGUUUAUAUCUUGGAGGAAACUUCAUCAAAGAAAUCCCACCGGAAUUAGCAAAUCUGCCUUCUCUGAAUUACUUGGUAUUAUGUGACAACAAAAUCCAAAGUGUGCCUCCUCAGCUUUCACAGUUGCAUUCACUUCGUUCCCUCAGUCUCCACAAUAACUUGCUGACAUACCUGCCCCGAGAGAUCCUCAACCUUAUUCAUUUGGAAGAGUUGAGCUUACGAGGAAAUCCACUGGUUGUUCGUUUUGUUAGAGAUUUAACCUACCACCCUCCAACUCUCCUGGAAUUAGCUGCGCGGACCAUUAAGAUGCGAAAUAUUUCCUACACUCCCUGUGAUCUUCCUGGGAAUCUUCUUAAAUACUUGAGUUCAGCCAGCAAUUGCCCAAACCCAAAGUGUGGUGGAGUCUACUUUGACUGUUGUGUCAGACAAAUUAAAUUUGUGGACUUCUGUGGGAAGUACCGCCUCCCGCUGAUGCACUACUUAUGUUCGCCAGAAUGUUCUUCCCCCUGCAGUUCUGCUUCACACAGCUCCACGUCCCAGAGUGAGUCUGACUCGGAAGACGAAGCUAGUGUCGCUGCACACAGAAUGCAGAAAGUUCUUCUUGGUUGAACACAAGUGCAGGGUGUUAUGAAAUACUAAAAAACUGAGCAGGGGUGAUUGUAAAAGAGCAUAGAGUUUAAAGUUGAUUAUCUUCAUCUUGAGUGUCCGUGAAAGAGUUGGUGAUGUUAAGUUUCAUCUACCAUUCAGCAGGAAUGAGUUAGUUUCCAUGUUUGGAUUCUUUUAAUAUAACUUACUCUGAAUGGCAGUUCCAAUUUGGGUUGGUGGCAGUUUCACUCAAGUUUUGCCUGAAUCUCUCACCAGGAUGGUACAUUCUGAACAGUGUUAUAGUAAGCCACGAGGACUGUAAUUAGUGGUGAUUGAGAUGAAAGAAAUUAUCAACACUGUAAUUAUUAGCAGAGUUGUCAUUGGGUUUCGAUUGAACACUAUACCAUAAAUGGGAUUCACUCUCUCCAUGUGUUGCCCAUGUGUUUAGAUUACAGACCUCUUCAUGUGUGCUCACAGCUGGUUACAUAGGACCUAACCUUUGUGACCAGCCAAGUGGUAAAGUAAGGAAUGUUACUUUUAAAUGGGAUGUUUAACUCUUUUGUUCUCCUUUGUUUUAUAUGAUUGUUAAUAACUCUAAUCCACCAGUGACUGCAACAGUGCCUUAAUGCUAGCGAAGUAAUAGAAGCUUAUUCAAAAAAAAGUGCCAGAGCAGUGAACAAACUGACAUAUUAUGCAGAACACUUUAAAAUAUACAUUAACAGAACUAGAACUAGGUUAACAACUGUGUAUCUAACAGCUGAACUCAUGGCCAUCAUAACUUCAUUUUUUUUACGUAAAUGUAACUGAUCCCUUGUGAACAAACUGCUUUUACACUUAAUGGAAAGCCACAAUCUUAAUCUGUUCAUUGUAAAACAGAAUAGUUUUUAACAGAAAACUAGAAGCUAGGAAGGCUUCUUUGUAUCUUGCAUUAAAUAAAUGGGGGGAAAGUUUAGAAUUUUAAAUAAUCAAAUGUGACUCUUUUAUGUGUUAGUACUAAAUGUAACUUUCCCUACACUUUAAGAAAAAAAGAAAGCAACUAGAAAAACAUGACAGUGGAACAAAAUAAAGUUGAAAGCAGGGAUUAUUGUGUUCAUGCACAAUAGAACAGUUUCCAAAACUAGUUUAAUCAUGGAAGAUUUUGAAAAUAAAAUAUUGAUAAAAUUUCAAAAAUACGUUGUACCCACAGGGGAAAAGGAUUCACAAUUUUUUGCCGUUAAAACUUAUCAAUUUUUUGUUAACUACUUUAAUAUAGACUAAAAAUUUAAUAAUAGGGCAACUGUAAGUUGCUGUUGUAAAACACACACUAGUAAUCAACCAGUAAUAAUGUGAUGGCUAGUUGGUAAAUGUUAAAUACAGAGUAAUAUACAGAUCAGAUUGCAUUAGAGCAUCUGGUAAUCUCUUAAAGGGUACACACUAUUUCUUAAAAGCCAGUUGUAUAAUAGUGUAACAUAUAGGUUAAGUUUUUUAACAUAGUUUUUUGUUCUAGAAGAAAGUAUAGUAUAGGGUAAUUCAGGGUUUGUGUAUUUGUGUGUUAAUUCAUGAAACAUGAGAGUUUCAUGACUGCAGUUGUGAAACGCUGCUAUAGUGAAUCCCUUUACCUUUACCUUGUUAUAAUGUAGUAAGGUUUAUUUUCUUUUGAUUCAGAAAUUUUCUGCCUAUAUCUAUAGAAAUAGUCUAACGUAUUUCUGUUGCUUAACAGUAAUACAUGGGUGAUUAUAUCAUAAAAUAGAAAUAAUAAAGAUUUUGCUUCUUCACUUGGGCCAUGGAAAGACUACAAAUUUAUGAAAGAUACAUCUGACUUAGACAGUACCUAAGUGACAAUCCUAAAACAUUUUGUACCUAAGUGACUUAGUUAGAUGCAUAAAGUAUUUUCAUGGAAAAACUUUAUAGUAAAGUAAUAGGACCAAAUUUUUCUGGCUUACAUGUGCCUUUACCUUAUUGACCAUCAGCUUAACCUAAGUAACAGCUUGAGUAAUCUAAGAAUCUUUGUAAAAUAACUAGGUAAGUGCGUAAAUAUAACAAUCUUACUUAGCCUUUUCAGCUUUCUUGAAAGAUGGUAUACCCCUUGAUCUUUUACAGAUGUAAAUAUUCUAACCGGAAGUAGCUUUAGCUUGUGCCAUAUAGUGUAGAUACAUACUGUAUGUGUAACAAAAUGUUUAUUAUAGUUCAAAAGUCUAUUAUCAAUAUGUAGCUAUCUUUGAUAAUGUUUAAUGAAAUCUUUUAGCCAGUUUUAUCUUUUUUUAAAUCUUUGACCUUACCCUUCACAAAAGCUGCUAAUAAUUUCUGAGAUUUUCCUUGUUUCUUCUCUUCACCUUCCCUUUUCUUAUAAAUGUUUAUAGAAAUUAGGAGAUGAGAUAGAUGCAAGGGACUUAAUCAUCUAGAAACAAGAUAACCAGCUUCCAAGUCAUAUAGCAGACUAUGUAUUUAAAGUAGUAGUCUCUCUCUUUAGUCAUGUUUGUGUUUAACCACAGUUGAUAAACUUUAGUUUUUAAAAAAGAGAUUUGUGAAUUAAGUUUUUGAUAUUGUUCCAGUUGAAUGAUUUUACUGAAUGAAACUGUUGUAGAAAAAUCUACUUAAGCAAAAGUAUUAAUCUGUAUAGAAUGGAAUUCUUAAGUGCUAAUAUUUGAAAUUGAAAUGGGUACAUUGUACAUUCUUAGUAGUCUUUGUUCCUAGAAUCCAUUUUUGUCUGCAUCAUCAAACUGAGUCAGAGAGAUAGUCCUAGGACACAAGAAAUAGGAAAAUUAGCUAAUAUGAAAUUUUGAUUCCAUGGUUUCAGGGACUGACUGGCAUAAGGACCAGCUUGUCAGGGUUCUCAGUAUUCCUUCUAUUUGAAUAGCAGAGAUUGAUUUGAAGGUGACUGUUUAUAUUUUACUUCUAAAUUUACUCAAAAGGCAUCUAUUGUUCUAAGUUUUGUUUAGUUUGUUUUUUGAGACAGGCUUGCUUUGUAGUUCAGGCUGGCCUUGAACUCAUGGCAAUCCUCCUGCAUCAACCUCCUGAGUGCCAGGAUUAAAGGCAGACACCACCACACCUAGCUUAAAAUUGUUGAUAUUUAGAAUUUUAAAUCAUUAGAUUUGAAAGUAAAGGUUUGCACUGUAAACUGCACCUCAGAUUUGAGAAAUUUGUGUUGAUGCCACAAAAGUAUGGCUUAAUACUGCAAAUUAUCAGGUAUUGUAAAUAAUAAGUUUCAAAUAGAAAAGAAGGAACAGUCUGGGUGCUAGAGCCUUAAACAAAAUCAUUAAAAGCAACAAAGACAGGAAUAGAGAUGUCAUCAGCAAUUUAGGAAUAUCCAUGAGUCAAGAAAGCUCUUUAUAGUAAUAUUAUAAGUUGUUUUAAAAAUGAAGUUAAGUGGCCUACUACCAUCCAAAAACUUUUAUCUCUAAAUAUAUUCAGUGUCUGCUGUUGGGAGUGUCCAUAUCCUUCCAUAAUGGAGGGCCACUAAGUAGUAGGAUUUUCUCACAGCCAGCUUUGCUUUUCCUAAAGGGAGAAAAUAGUACCUCAUUAACCUGGAACUUAUGGUUCAUCAAUUAAGCCUUGGUUAAUGUUUACCUGUUCAUUACCUUAAAAAAGAAAAACAAGUAAAUAGUACAAAUAAAGUUUGAUCUUUGAAAGCAUUUUAGCAGUAGCUAUUUACAUAUAAAAAUAAUGGUUAUCUUAAAUCUUCAUAUAGCUCAUUAUAGAAAACUACCAGUUGUAUUAUUCAUUUAACUGUAGCUAUGAGUACCUAUUUGUCCUAGAUGAUCCUCUUAUACAAAAGUAGAGAUUUUACUGUAUCCUUACAAAUAUUACUCCUUGUUUAAUCCAAAAUACUACAUAAUGAGCUUUUAAGUUUUGCUGGGCAUUCAACCCAUAGUAAAGGGUAUUGUAUAGGUUUUAAGGCAACACAACCUAUAAUAAUACAUAGUUGUGAUUCCUGCAUAGAAAAGUCCUCGACCUUCACUAUCUCUAUGUAAAGCACUCUUAUAUAACAUUAAUGAAUUUAAUACCAUAUAAUUUUAUAUUUUCAUUAUAGUCAUUUUUUUUUGGUACCAGGGAUAAAACUCAGGACCUUGCGCCUGUGAGGCAGGCGCAGUGCCACUGAGCUAAAUCCCUGGCCCUAGUCAUGAUUUUUUUAAAGGCAGCAUGCCUUCAUUUGUAGUCAGAAAGUAUGUGCCUUAAAUCCUACUCUCAGCCUUUAGUUUUAGGAACUGUAUCAUUGAAUAUGUUAUUUUUGACAGCCGCAUGUUCUUUUGCACAUCACUGAAGAACUGUGAUCCUGAAAAAUUCUUUGCCUAAAACAGGACCCAGUGUAUGAGCAUAGGCUUCUGGGGAGGGAACUCCAAUUAAUUUAGUACUGUUACAGGAGGUCAGAACCAUAAAGAUCAGGGUCCCCUGAAAUAAAAUCAGUGAUGUAUUUUCUUACAUAUUUCUUUACUUUAGAAAGUUUGUCUGGUAACACCAAAGGAUAACAGCAGGUCCUAAGCAUCUUCAUAUUUACAGUAUCAUAUGAAGACAUUGUUACUCAGGCCUGACAUGUUUGGCUACUGCUUUUCUUUAUAAGUUGAAAGGGUAGAGGUUAAUGUUUUAAUACAUUGUGUGUAAAUAGCUUAAUUCUUUUUAUAUUUUUCUUGGUCCAUAUUUUCAAAGAAUAGAUGUUUAAAAAUAGUUCACUAACAAACAUUACACAUUAUUUGAACAUUCACAGGAUAAUGUCAAUUUGGGUGCUACUAGACUUUUCACUUAGCAUUAAUCAGUCUCAGUAAUGCAUGUAGGGGACAGUAUUCAAUCUAGUAUACAUUAAAUCUAUUAGUUAAAUGAACAGUAUUUAUAUACUGUCAUGCCAGAAAGCCAUGGCAGAAAGACCAUCUGCAUUCAGCAGAACAUACUUUGUUCCUUUGGCUGUGAAUAAAAUUGGAUAAAAUUGUUUUAUUCAAAAUUCCAGCUAAAGGAAGAAACUAGAAUAAGAUUGACAUUAUUGUUGCCAGUAUUGCAAAAACAUUACUAAAUUGAUUCUGCCUAUAAUUGAUGUUUGAGAAUUGUCAAUAAUUUAAGUAGCAUUGAUUACUAGCUACGAGAAAAGACUAUUAACUUUAACCCCACUUUACAGCAUGUAGAGACUUGUGUUGAAGUUGUGUUCUGAACUCACUUUGUAUUCAUAAGAAACAAAAACAAUGGGAGAAAAUUUUAGAAUAUCCAAUAUUUUAACUUUUCAUAAAGUUUCAGACUUUAUCAAUAAAGGAUACUGAAAAUAUAUUGAGUUUUACUUUGAGCAAAUUACUAUGUAUGAUCUGAUAUCUUAAUUUUCUGUAUUUAAAGCUGUGUGAAUUAGGAAAAUCCUAUAAAUAUAUAGUUAAUUAAAAGUUAAUGGUAAAUGAAUAACUCAGUGGUAUGAUUCAACAAUUUUUAUUUUCUCAAUAUAGUUUAUUGUCAAAUUUAUAUAUUACCUUAUAAUGGUAAAUGCUCUAAAAAGGAUAUUUAAGCUACUUCAAUUUUAGUACUUUCCCCUCACCUCCCAGGACAUAACAGAAUAUUGUAAUCUUAUACCAAUGUGUGUGAAUUUUGCCUUAUUAAACAUUGUGCCUUAUUUUAUUAAAUUGUUUUGUUGGAAUCCAGUUCUAUAUUUUGGAAAAGUAAGCGUUUUUUGUUUUUUUGUGGCUUUUGUUGUUUUUUGGUAUCGGGGAUCGAACUCAUGACCUUGCACUUGCAAGGCAGGUGCGCUGCCACUGAGCUAAACCCCUGGCCCAGUAUGUUCUUAAUUAACAAGAAUUUACUUUUUAAAAAAAUUCUAAAGUCCUCAUAAUGUUUAUAUUUGCGUCUUACUUUUAUAUCACUAUUUAUCUGUUUAUUGAAUUUAUUCAAUACAUGAAUUUGUAAAUUAAG
Messenger RNA from Heterocephalus glaber (naked mole-rat), 7020 nucleotides. RefSeq names its product leucine rich repeat containing 58 (gene Lrrc58). Gene Ontology annotation, cellular component: cytoplasm. The record is from RefSeq and is a predicted model, not a curated record. Lineage: Eukaryota; Metazoa; Chordata; Mammalia; Rodentia; Bathyergidae. Gene Ontology annotation, molecular function: protein binding.